AUGUCCAUUUGGAACACAGAGUUGCUGUGUCUGACAUCUGACUCCUUACCUCCAGAAAAAGAACAACAAAGAAAGAAAGUGGAUUUUGUACAGGGCUACCUUGGUGAAAAUGGAGACAGUUCUCCAGGCCAAUUUAUGAAAUUGCUGGAAGUAAUAGAGAAGUUAUUAAAUAUCAUUGUGUUAGUAAUGGUGAUAGCUUGUUUUGCAAUAUUUAUUUUGUUAAUGGGAUUUGGCUUUUGGCUAGAUAGACUAGGCAGCCAAAGAGAAGUGGACCCUGAAGAGACAAGGGUCACAUUUGAGGAUGUAAAAGGGGUUGAUGAGGCAAAACAAGAAUUGAAAUGUUUAGUUGAAUUCUUGAAGAAUCCAGAAAAGUUUUCAGCAUUGGGUGCCAAGCUUCCUAAAGGCAUUCUGCUUGUUGGACCUCCAGGCACUGGAAAAACCCUUCUAGCUCGUGCUGUAGCAGGUGAAGCUGGGGUGCCAUUCUUUCAUUCAUCUGGUUCAGAAUUUGAUGACAUUCUUGUUGGCCAAGGAGCUGCAAGAGUUCGCAAUCUCUUCAGGAGGGCAAAAACCUGUGCUCCAUGUAUAAUAUUUAUUGAUGAAAUAGACUCCAUUGGAGCAAAACGUACAAGCUCAAACUUCCAUCCUUAUGCAAACCAAACAAUUAACCAGUUAUUAUCUGAAAUGGAUGGAUUUGAUCAGAAUGAGGGAGUGAUUGUCCUUGGAGCUACAAACAGGAGGGACUGUUUAGAUAAAGCUCUUAUCCGUCCAGGAAGAUUUGAUGUUGAAGUAACAGUACCUGUGCCUGAUUAUGUGGGACGUAAGGAAAUCCUUUACUUAUACUUGGGCCGUAUACUCAGCAGGGAUGUUGAUGUUGAAAUGUUAGCACGGGGUACUACUGGUUUCACAGGAGCAGACCUCGAAAGUAUGGUGAACCAAGCAGCAAUUAGAGCUGCUAUUGAUGGUGACGAUUUUGUUUCUAUGAAGCACCUUGAAGAUGAAAGGGACAAAGUUCUUAUGGGUCCUGAAAGAAAAUCGAGAAUACCUGAUGAGGAAACAAAUACAAUAACAGCUUAUCAUGAAGGUGGUCAUGCAAUUGUUGCUUUUUAUACGAAAGAUUCACAUCCACUGCAUAAAGUGACUAUUAUUCAACGUGGUUCAUCUCUUGGCCAUACUGCAUACAUGCCAGAAAAAGAGAGCUACUAUGUUACAAAGUCACAGUUAAUGGCUGUGUUGGAUAUGCUGAUGGGUGGUCGAGCAGCUGAAGAGCUCAUCUUUGGUCCUGAUAAAAUAACUUCAGGAGCCUCAAGUGAUUUAAAGCAAGCAACUUCUAUCGCAACCUCUAUGGUUAAAGAAUGGGGAAUGUCUACAACUGUUGGCCUUCGGACAUAUGAUAACCGUGACAAAUCAUGGGUUAAUGAACUUAGCCCUGGCACAGCAGAACUGGUUGACAGUGAAAUUAAAAGGCUAUUGAUGGAAUCAUAUGAACGUGCAAAGAGCAUUCUCAAAGCUCAUCACAGUGAGCACAAAUUACUGGCAGAAGCUUUGCUGAAGUAUGAGACACUUAAUGCUGAAGAUAUUAAAGAAAUAAUAAAGAGCAAAGAUACAGCAAGCACAAGUCGGUCUGUAUGA
Molecule: messenger RNA, 1629 nt
Organism: Schistocerca nitens (vagrant locust)
Lineage: Eukaryota; Metazoa; Arthropoda; Insecta; Orthoptera; Acrididae
Product: ATP-dependent zinc metalloprotease YME1L-like
Exons: 11
Coding region: 1-1629 (542 amino acids)
Biological process (GO): mitochondrion organization; protein quality control for misfolded or incompletely synthesized proteins
Cellular component (GO): mitochondrial inner membrane
Molecular function (GO): ATP hydrolysis activity; ATP binding; ATP-dependent peptidase activity
Source: RefSeq, a predicted model, not a curated record